This is a messenger RNA of Eurypyga helias (sunbittern), 2056 nucleotides long. It is a transcript of the gene BTBD7, whose product is annotated as BTB (POZ) domain containing 7. Gene Ontology annotation, biological process: morphogenesis of a branching epithelium. The annotation marks the transcript as partial. The transcript is spliced from 8 exons. The record is from RefSeq and is a predicted model, not a curated record. NCBI's taxonomy places the organism in Eukaryota, Metazoa, Chordata, Aves, Eurypygiformes, Eurypygidae. Gene Ontology annotation, molecular function: protein binding.
AUGGGUGCUAAUGCAUCUAACUACCCUCACUCGUGUUCCCCAAGGGUAGGAGGAAAUUCACAGGCACAACAGACAUUCAUAGGGACAUCAUCCUACUCUCAUCAAGGUUAUGGCUGUGAAUCAAAGCUGUAUAGCCUUGACCAUGGCCAUGAGAAACCUCAAGACAAGAAAAAGAAAACCUCUGGCCUUGCCACCCUCAAGAAGAAAUUCAUUAAGCGCCGGAAAUCCAGCCGAUCUGCUGAUCACGCCAAACAGAUGCGCGAACUCCUCUCGGGCUGGGAUGUCAGAGAUGUUAAUGCAUUAGUAGAAGAAUACGAAGGGACGUCAGCCUUAAAGGAACUUUACCUACAAGCUAAUUUGGCAAGACCAGAAGCCAGGACGCUACAAAAAGACAUGGCUGAACUUUAUCAGUACAAAUAUUGUACUGAUGUCGACUUAAUAUUUCAAGAAACUUGUUUUCCUGUGCAUCGUGCGAUAUUGGCGGCUAGAUGUCCGUUUUUUAAGACGCUGCUUUCUUCCUCACCGGAGUAUGGGGCAGAAAUCAUAAUGGAUAUUAACACAGCUGGCAUAGACAUGCCAAUGUUUUCUGCUUUGUUACACUACCUUUAUACGGGCGAGUUUGGAAUGGAGGAUUCGAGAUUCCAAAAUGUUGAUAUCCUCGUGCAGCUUAGUGAAGAGUUUGGAACGCCAAAUUCCUUAGAUGUUGACAUGCGUGCACUGUUCGACUACAUGUGCUACUACGAUGUGGUUCUUAGCUUUUCAUCCAACUCUGACUUAGUCGAAACCUUUGGUGGAAGUCAGAACUGUCUAGAUGAAGAGCUCAGAGCUCACAAAGCUAUUAUUUCAUCACGAUCUCCAUUUUUUCGUCACUUGCUGCAGAGGAGGAUACGAACUGGUGAAGAAAUCACAGACAGAACUCUACGAACUCCAACUAGAAUUAUAUUGGAUGAAUCUAUCAUACCAAAAAAAUAUGCUAAGGUCAUUUUGAACUGUAUGUAUACAGAUGUGGUGGACCUCUCAGUUUUGCACUCUAGUCCUUCAGUGGGCAGUUUAAGUGAAGUCCAGGCUCUUGUAGCAGGCAAACUAAACAUGACUAGGGCUGAAGAAGCUAUGGAGCUUUAUCACAUAGCACUGUUCUUGGAGUUUAACAUGCUUGCACAAGGCUGUGAAGAUAUUAUCGCCGAGAGCAUCUCACUAGACACCUUAAUUGCCAUUCUGAAGUGGAGCUCUCAGCCCUACGGUUCCAAGUGGGUACAUCGACAAGCGCUACAUUUCCUCUGUGAGGAGUUUACCCAGGUCAUGACUUCGGAUGUCUUCUAUGAACUCAGCAAAGACCACCUGCUCACAGCGAUUCAGUCUGACUAUUUACAGGCAAGUGAACAAGAUAUUCUAAAAUAUCUGAUUAAAUGGGGAGAACACCAGUUGAUGAAGAGAAUAGCAGAUCGAGAACCUAACUUACUGAGCGGUACUGCUCACAGUGUGAACAAAAGGGGUGUGAAGAGGAGAGAUCUUGACAUUGAGGAGCUGAGAGAGAUCCUGUCUCCAUUGCUACCUUUUGUCCGCAUUGAGCACAUAUUGCCCAUGAGCAGUGAAGUACUGAGCGAUGCCAUGAAGAGAGGCCUGAUUAGUACUCCUCCUUCAGACAUGCUACCAACGUCAGAAGGUGGAAAGUCAAAUGCCUGGCUGCGGCAAAAAAAUGCUGGAAUAUAUGUGCGGCCGAGACUCUUCUCACCGUAUGUGGAGGAGGCUAAGAUCUUGAUGAAAUUCCACCGGAAACAAAGCAGCGUUCUGAGGGAAACCUCCCUGGUUUCCAGCCAGUUUGCCGGCCCAGCUCCUCGGCAGCCCACCUGGCAGGCGGAUGGCAAGUCGGUGCUGGAUGAAAUGAUGGUUGAACAAACCGAUCUCGUUCGUUUGCGGAUGGUCCGGAUGUCCAACGUGCCCGACACCCUGUACAUGGUAAACAACGCGGUGCCGCAGUGCUGUCACUUGAUCACCCACCAGCAAGUUAGCACUAACCAGUCCAGUCCUCCUUCGGUCAUAGCCAAUGAGAUCCCAG